AGUGUACAAAUGAAUUCAAUAAAACAUUCUACGGAAAUUCCAUCGACCAGUACCCAAUCACUAGUAUUCGAAUUCACGAAUUUGGACGAUUUGUACGGAUUUUUGAAUAUUCUCCAGUGUCGUGAAGAAUAUUCGUUUGCUCAAAUACGUGCCUUCUAUAAUAUUCCCGUCGAUAAGAAACUUCUUGUCAACAUCCAAGUGAAAAAUCCGGCACAAAAUCUCGAUUAUGCUUGGGAAAGACGUUUGAAACACCAUUUCCGAUACAUGCUUGAUCUCGAAAAGCUCAUGUGGAACUUGUCUACUCUAGGUGGCGCUUAUUCAGCUAUGGGAGAUUUCGAUGCAAAUUAUGCGAAAGUCGCUGCAAAAAUUACUGCUCAUCAAAUCAACUUAGCGAAAAAAUAUGGAGAUCCAGUUAUUCUUGCACGAUGCUACCUGUAUACCGCCCUCGCAGAAGCACAACUCGGAAAUCUCUCGCAUGCUGUUAAUAUUGUUAGAGCAAUUUAUCACUGGGCCAAACAGAAUCCGAACACGGAUAUUGUACAAAGAUGCUGCGAAGGAGUCUAUCAGAAGCUUCGAGCUAUUCAUAUUUUCGGAAAAGCUAGUUCGAACAAGUGAUUAAAUAAAAUGUUCUCAUUUACAAGUAAUGAAUCUUUAUUAUUUGAC
Caenorhabditis elegans is the source of this 663-nucleotide messenger RNA. RefSeq names its product DUF4807 domain-containing protein (gene F58A4.6). The transcript is spliced from 5 exons. Lineage: Eukaryota; Metazoa; Nematoda; Chromadorea; Rhabditida; Rhabditidae. The record is from RefSeq and is marked reviewed. The coding region runs from base 10 to 615 and encodes 201 amino acids.